ACAUUCAUUAUUUGAUCGUUGGUGAUUUAUUUUGAAAUGCGUUUAUUUGGAUUUUUCUAAAUUGUUGUAAUUUCAUAUUUCCAUUACCUAGUACCUAUUAAUUUGAAUUGUUUUAUUUAACAAUUUUUUUUUAAUAUGUCAAUGAAGCGAAUAAGCAGUUAUUUUGACAUUACAUCCAAAAAAUCAAAACCUAAUUUGCCAUUGGAAGAAGAUCAUAAUACAACCUAUGGCACUAGUACAGGUACAGCUGAACUUAUUUCUAUACAAAAACCUGAAGCUGAGCUUGGUAAAUCCAUACAGUCUGAAAUUACAGAUGAAUUAGAUAUAGCAAAUUUUACAUGUCGAAGUAAAAUUGUAAGUGAUUAUAUAAAAUCAAUUAUACUAAAAAGGAGCAAUAUUCCUAGUUCUAAGUUUCAAUAUCCAUUUUCUCUUCAUAAUAAAAAAGGAAAAUAAAAAUAUUGUAACAUUAAUGCAGCUUACACCAAAGUAUCUUAUUAAAAUAAAAAAUGAAGACUUGCAUAAUUAUUUGUCAACAAUUUUUGAAAUUGUGACUGGAAAUUAUACAUAUUUUCAAGCUUCAUCAAAAGAUUUAAUACAAAAUGAAUUAAAUUUAUGGUUUACUAAAUGGAAGAGACAUGAAUCUGAAGGGGAAAAUAUUCCAAAUAAUGGGUUGGAAGCUCUAAUUUCGUGUCCGGAAUCAGUAUUUCCUAAUAUUCAUUAUAUUCUUAAUAUUAUUUGUUCCCUACCUAUUAGUGUUGCUUCAGCAGAACGAAGCUUUUCUACGCUUAGAAGAGUUGAAAAUCUAAAACGAGGAAAUGACCAUACUGUAACCAAACAAUCUUAA
Messenger RNA from Myzus persicae (green peach aphid), 844 nucleotides. RefSeq names its product 52 kDa repressor of the inhibitor of the protein kinase-like. The record is from RefSeq and is a predicted model, not a curated record. The transcript has 3 exons. NCBI's taxonomy places the organism in Eukaryota, Metazoa, Arthropoda, Insecta, Hemiptera, Aphididae. Gene Ontology annotation, molecular function: protein dimerization activity. Bases 470 to 844 code for a protein of 124 amino acids.